Molecule: messenger RNA, 940 nt
Organism: Rhopalosiphum padi (bird cherry-oat aphid)
Lineage: Eukaryota; Metazoa; Arthropoda; Insecta; Hemiptera; Aphididae
Exons: 2
Coding region: 74-940 (288 amino acids)
Source: RefSeq, a predicted model, not a curated record
CCGAACAUCUAAUAACUAGCCAAAAUAUUGAUUUCAAUAAAAAUAUAGGUACUUUUACUAGAAAUAAAUAACUAUGAUAUGCGGCACUCGAGAAAAACCUUUACCGAUAUUAAAAAAAAAAUGGAGACCCGCCAAAGAAUGUGAUCGAACAACAUUACUGGCUAUUCGUCGUCCAACAGCCGUAUCGAAAUUCAGAGAUAGUGUACCACGCCCCAAUUAUCGGCCACUAAAAAACUAUCUUCCGUCAUGGGAAUCCAGAAAAUUUGACGAAAAAAUUCCAAUGUAUCAUGGAUACACUCCAUCUGGUCCAAUUGUCUUCCAUAGAGGACUUAUGGGAAAGGAUCCUUUUCAAUCAGAUAAUAAAUUAAGUUUUGUAUUAAACAACUCGUAUGACAUAUCACACAGAUAUAACCCAUUACACGAUCCGCAUUUAAAACACUGGGUUAAUUCACCAAUCAAUCGAAAAUUUCUGGAAAAACAAGGACUCAUUACUGAAGACAAGGAUGUGAUUUGCAGCUUAAGAGAAUACAACGAAUACAGACGAUUUUUAUUACGCGUAUACAAUGAUUCAAUAACACGUGAGAUAAAACUUAAAAAUGCAGAAAAUGAGGAUCGUGAAAAAAUAGCUAUUGCAAAUUUUAAUCAUAGAAAAGAAUUAAUAAAGAAAUUAAAACUUUUGAAGUAUAAGUUAAAAAAUAAAAGUAAAAGAAACCAUGUUAAGUCUUUUUGUAAACCUUCAAAUAAAGAAAGAAAACUACCAUAUAAGAAAAUUGAAACAUAUACUGUAUUUGGAUCCGGCUUGGGUGGUGUAAUUGAUCAAAACAAGUACAAACAUACCUUUAUAAAAGGUUCCCCAAAUGAUUACUAUUUAUUGGGAUUAUUUGAUAAUUUUUUUAAACAACAAAAAGACGUAAAACCUACUGUGAAACAAUUACAAUAG